Molecule: messenger RNA, 453 nt
Organism: Daldinia childiae
Lineage: Eukaryota; Fungi; Ascomycota; Sordariomycetes; Xylariales; Hypoxylaceae
Exons: 1
Coding region: 1-453 (150 amino acids)
Biological process (GO): glutathione catabolic process
Cellular component (GO): cytoplasm
Molecular function (GO): glutathione specific gamma-glutamylcyclotransferase activity; gamma-glutamylcyclotransferase activity
Source: RefSeq, a predicted model, not a curated record
AUGGGGCACCGCAUACCGAAUCCAAGCGGACAAGGUAGCCGAGGUAAAGGAGUACCUCGACAUCCGGGAGAUCAACGGAUAUACGAUCCACUAUACGCCCUUCCAUCCUGCGGACGGGUCGCCAUCCAUCCGCACUCUAUCUACAUCGGCACCCCCGAUAAUGAUCAAUUCACCGGACCGCAAGACCCGCAGGUCCUUGCCGAGCACAUCUACGUCAGUGAAGGUCCCAGCGGUCUGAACAGAGACUACCUGUUGGGUCUGGAGAAGGCCCUCAACGAACUAAGUCCGGAGAGUGGUGAUGCUCACGUCACAGAUUUGUCGGAUCGCGUGCGCGAGAUUGACCGCAAGCGCCGCGAGGGCCAGUUGCAGGUGGAAGGCUUCGAACACCCCGUCUCACACGAGUUUAGAAAAGUGAGCAGCGUAGAUGAGCAGGAAGAGACGGAGAAGGCGUGA